Tachysurus vachellii is the source of this 3503-nucleotide messenger RNA. RefSeq names its product zinc finger protein OZF-like. The transcript is spliced from 4 exons. Bases 143 to 1453 code for a protein of 436 amino acids. The record is from RefSeq and is a predicted model, not a curated record. Lineage: Eukaryota; Metazoa; Chordata; Actinopteri; Siluriformes; Bagridae.
CCAGACUUUGUGUAGAAACGCUGGGAUUCCGUAAAGAGAGACGAAGCUGGACGUGUCGGCGCUCUGUGGAAGUUUAUCAUCAGUCACAUUAAAACUUAUCUGAUGAGGAUCGAUCCAUUCUGCUCCACACACCGGGAAAGGAAUGAUGUUUUGUUGCAAGUCGUCUCCUGCUUCUUGUGUCCAGUUUCACACACCCCUUGACCUGACCUGCACAAACUCAUCAAGAGAUGGCACUGCUUCAGAUAGGCUUCAGAUGUCUGGAGAAAGCAAAUCUGACCUGUACACAAAAGGAGUGAUGUUCUGUCACCAGUCGUCUCCUGUUCCUUUUGUCCAGUUUCAUACACCUCUUGACCUGACCUCCACAAACACACUGAGAGAUGGCACAGCUUCAGGAAGGCUUCAGAUAUCUGGAGAAAUGAAAUCUGAGAAGCUGUCCACGAAAGGAGUGAUGUUCUGUCACCAGUCAUCUCCUGAUCCUUUAGUCCAGUUUCAGACACCUCUCGACUUGACCUCCACAAACACACUGAGAGAUGGCACAGCUUCAGGAAGGCUUCAGAUAUCUGGAGAAAUGAAAUCUGAGAAACUGUCCACAGUCAGUUGCAGUAGUCAGUCCAGGACUCUCCUAAGUAAGACCUCACCCAAACUAAUGUGGAAAAAAAUCCACCAUUGUUCAGUCUGUGGGAAGAGUUUUGCUAGACUGGGCGACCUCCAAAAACAUCACAGAAUUCACACUGGAGAGAAGCCAUUUCAGUGCACACAGUGUGGGAAGAGUUUUACUCAGGAGAGUAAUCUCCAACAACACCAGCGGGUUCACACCGGAGAAAAACCGUACCAUUGUACGUGGUGCGGAAAGAGAUUUACGCAUCAGCAGAAUUUUCAAACGCAUCAGAGAAUUCACACCGGAGAAAAACCGUAUCAGUGCUCAGAGUGUGGGAAGAGUUUUACUCGCAAGAAUGCUGUACAGCGACACCAGCGUGUUCACACCGGAGAGAAACCGUUUCACUGUAUGCAGUGUGGGAUGAGUUUUAGUGAAAAUGGUACUCUCAAAGAACACCAGCGACUUCACACAGGAGAGAAUCUUUAUCAUUGCUCAGAGUGUGGGAAGAGUUUUCAUCAGAAGAAAACUCUACAAGGACAUCAGCGGACUCACACCGGCGAGAAGCCGUAUUUCUGUACGGAGUGUGGAAAGAGUUUCAGCCGGAUGAAUACGCUGCAGCAGCACCACCGCAUUCACACAGGAGAAAGGCCGUUUCAGUGUUCAGAGUGUGGACAGACGUUUGCUCAACAAAGUACUCUCCACCGACACCAGCACAUACACACUGGAGAGAAACCGUAUCAGUGCUCACUGUGUGGGAAGAGUUUUAAUCGUAAAAAUACACUCCAACUCCACCAGCGCCUUCACACAGGAGAAAAGUCCAGCGCUGAGGACAUUUACUCUGGAACUUCGGAGUAAACUCAUAACUUGUACAAAGGCAGUAUUUUUGUAGCAUUGCUGCCAAGUCACAUGCUUCAUAGUUUUUUGCCUUUACUGUGGCCAUGAAUGGUAGAUGGUUUUCACACAGUUUCUGUGGUCGGAACCUGAGUGUGAUCCAGUGUUGGUCUGGAAUCAGACUCACUUGAUUCUAUUGAAUUUGAAUCCUGGUUCAUUUGAGUUCAUGUGACAUCAUCACAAACCCUCAUGGAGAACACAGAAUGGCUCACCAGAUUUUCUGUUAUAUGCAGUAAGACAUCUCAGCUCUUCUGUGUCCCACAGGGUUCCCCUGACACUCAUGGUACACGCGUCUUGUGGAAACUAAUGAUAUCGUCAUUGACUAAAACUCGUGCACUUUCCUUCCUGAAAGAGUUGGGUUCACUUCAUGGGAAUCGUAGCAGACUUCCAGUACAGUUAAACUCAGACCUCCUCUUACGGUUCAGUACCAUGCUGAGAUUCCACGAGAUUCCAUGGCAGCGUCCACAUUACCAAGUUUACAAUUGUUUUCUCAUCAGCUCCACCGAGCUAAACCGCCCAUUUCUGAGUGUUGUGUUAAAGCUCAGUUUGCAUACGGUUUAGACCCGGUUACUGGAUGCUAAUGAGCGUCCAGCAGGUAAAUGUCACACACAUACUUUAUUUAAACAUAAAAAUGUUUAAAUGUUCAUACAUUUACAUUUACAGCAUUUAGCAGAAGCCCUUAUCCAGAGUGACUUACAUUUUAUCUCAGGGGCCUUGCUCAGGGGCCUAGCAGUGACAGCUUGGUGGACCUGGGAUUUGCUCCUUUGAACCUUCUGAUCAGCAAUCCAAUAUCUUCACCACUAGGUACCACAUCCCUUAUACCUAAUAUCAUACCAAGUAUAAAAAGACAAAACAGUAAAAGUCUGGAGAGCUGAGAGUUUCUUUAUGGAUGUUCUGUAUGCCUCCUGUUUAUUGUAAGGCUAUUCUUUAGUUGGCAUCACUAAUUUUCCAAGAAUAGAUCUGCAGAAGCAAUAAACAGGCUAUAAUUGUACAUGGCACAGUCUGGAUGUUUUAUGAAUCAGGCAUGUCAUUCAUUCAAACAUUCAAAUGAAUAUCCAUCAGAACACAAGGAGCAAAAAACUGAUACCUCCUUAAUUUAUUAAUACUUCAGCUUGUUCUCUGGAAAUCAAAUAAACAUGUGGUACAACAUCUACACAAGUCAGAGACAUUUCGGGAAAUUGUUAAAAACUGAACUUUUUGUGUGGAGAAAAACAGGCAGCACUUCUGGAUAACGGCAUCCUGCUAGCUGUUUAGCUCGGCGAUUGAUCCGUUAUGUGUUGGGGUCGUAUGUCGGCCAGUGACACAGACCACAGGUACAUGUAAGAAUGGAUGUGGUAUCUUCACAAUACCAUGAACAUACUGAAUGUUUGUCUAAAUCUAAAACGUGUGAAACCCACAAAGCUUUCUGCAAGAAAGAGAAGGAGCAAAGGCAUUCGACUAGAAGAGAAAGACUUCCAGCUGGCUACAAAAACAUGUGUAUGAUAUCUGCCAGUGUUGGUGUCACUAAAUACUGACUUAGUAGUGUUUCAUUUUUAUUUGCAUAAUAUAUAAAGUAAAUGUGUUAACAUUUUAUCUGAUAUCAAAUAUUGUAAUAAAAGACAUUUCUCCAUUUUCAAAAGAAUCAACAAAAUGUGUCAUUUGGGCAGGGGUGCCAAAACUUUUAUAUACCACUGUAUAUUUUAAGGUUUUACACAAAGUGUGCAAAAAAAAAAGUAAGAGUUGUGGAAUGUUAGUUUUUAUAGGGAUUAAAUAAAGGUUUGUCUCUGCUGUCUGUAUUUUAGUGCUGAAUGUUGAAUAAAUAAAGUUUGUUAUGCUCUGAACGUGAACAGAGAUGUUCAACCUUAUACAGAAAGUCCUCGUGUAGUGAAGGUUUUCAUUCCAACUGAGCAGAAACCACACCAGAGCCUAGUGAAAACCAAGAGCAAGAGAUGUGUCUCCUGAACCCACACCGGCAUCCUGAGGAAAAGACACCUUCGACAACUCCAGUCUCUUAACAGACCUCAAGGAAAAUGAU